AUGGCCUCCUACCUUCGCCGCCACGGCCUCCUGUCCUUCGUCCUCCUCGUCGUCGCCGCAGACUGCGCCAUCUCCGCCUCCAGCAUCCGCGUCGAUGUCAUCCGGCGCCCCUCCAGCACGACCUCGUCCAUUCCCGCGUUCCGGGAGGCCCCCGCCUUCCGGAACGGCGACGAGUGCGCGUCGCCGUCCGCCGCGGGGCGUGUCGAGAUCGCCAUGACCCUCGACGCCAACUACCUGCGCGGUACCAUGGCCGCCGUCCUCUCCAUCCUCCAGCACACCUCGUGCCCCGAGAGUGUCACCUUCCACUUCCUCGCCGCCCGGCUCGAGGCCGAAGUCCUCGCCAGCAUCCGCUCCGCCUUCCCUUACCUCGACUUCCGCGUGUACCGCUUCGACUCCGCCCGCGUGCGCGGCCGCAUUUCCCGCUCCAUCCGCCAUGCCCUCGACCAGCCGCUCAACUACGCGCGCAUCUACCUCGCUGACAUCCUCCCUCCUGAGGUCCGCCGCGUCAUCUACCUCGACUCCGACAUCAUCGUCGUCGACGACAUCCGCCACCUGUGGGAGGUGGAGCUCGGAGACCAUGUGGUGGCGGCGCCGGAGUACUGCCACGCCAACUUCACCAAGUACUUCACCGACGCCUUCUGGUCGGACGCCACGCUCUCCAGCACGUUCGACGGCCGACAGCCCUGCUACUUCAACACCGGGGUGAUGGUCAUGGACGUCGAGAAGUGGAGGUCGGGUGGCUACACCAAGAUGGUGGAAGACUGGAUGGCGGUGCAGAAGCAGAAGCGGAUCUACCACUUGGGUUCUCUGCCACCAUUCCUCCUGGUACUGGCCGGAAACAUCAAGGCAGUGGAUCACAGAUGGAACCAGCACGGCCUGGGCGGAGACAACAUCGAAGGCAAGUGCAGGAGCCUUCACCCAGGGCCUAUCAGCCUUCUCCAUUGGAGUGGCAAAGGAAAGCCUUGGUUGAGGCUGGACUCCAGAAAGCCUUGUGCUGUGGACUACCUUUGGGCACCUUACGACCUCUACAGGUCUUCGUUACCCACCUUAGAAGAGUAA
This is a messenger RNA of Musa acuminata subsp. malaccensis (wild Malaysian banana), 1059 nucleotides long. RefSeq names its product probable galacturonosyltransferase-like 4. The record is from RefSeq and is a predicted model, not a curated record. Lineage: Eukaryota; Viridiplantae; Streptophyta; Magnoliopsida; Zingiberales; Musaceae. Gene Ontology annotation, cellular component: Golgi apparatus. Gene Ontology annotation, molecular function: glycosyltransferase activity.